This is a messenger RNA of Zeugodacus cucurbitae (melon fly), 31041 nucleotides long. RefSeq names its product myosin light chain kinase, smooth muscle (gene Strn-Mlck). NCBI's taxonomy places the organism in Eukaryota, Metazoa, Arthropoda, Insecta, Diptera, Tephritidae. Gene Ontology annotation, biological process: protein phosphorylation; intracellular signal transduction; positive regulation of apoptotic process. The record is from RefSeq and is a predicted model, not a curated record. Gene Ontology annotation, cellular component: nucleus. The transcript is spliced from 28 exons. Gene Ontology annotation, molecular function: protein binding; ATP binding; protein serine/threonine kinase activity. Bases 391 to 30765 code for a protein of 10124 amino acids.
UCCAGGAGGUGUUGUCGCUGGAUGCGGAGCAGUGCGUGAACAGUAGGAUUUAACUCUUGCCUGCACACAUACAUACAUAUACACAUGUGAAAACAAGUAAGCAGAGCAUAUGCGGGAUGUGCGAGUAUGAAGUGAUCGCUUGAGAUGAUAUGUAGUCAGUCGGCGACGUCUCGCCCAUAAGUACUUAGGUGCGCAUGAAUUAUAAGAAAUAUCCAAAUACACCUACAUAUUAUAUACUACAUACAUACAUAGAAAUAUCCGUGUUGAAUAAAAUUAAAAAUUAAAGAAAUAAAAUAAUCCAAGUGUCAAAGAUUGUAUCAAAUACUUCGGCUCAACGCUGGCGUCCUUGCGUAGGACACACGAAUCAAAAUCGUCUUUAGCGUGUUCCCAAUGGAGGCCGCCGACGAUGCGUCAGCCGGUCUACUAGCCGGCCAAAGUGUAACUACAACAACAACCAACGAUGCGAUAAACACAACAGAUCCCCGGGGUUUUCCUCUCGAAGGCGCGCAACAACAAAGGCCGCCACCGAAACUUUCAUUUAGCGAAAAUUCGAGUUCGCUAAUACGGUGUGUACCGAACGAAAGAGCGAUAUUCUUCGUGAAAAUCGACUGUGACGAAGAUUCCGAUUUGUUGCCAUUGCAAUUUGAAUGGAGCCGUGGAGAUUUGCCAAUUGCGAAUUCCGACCGCUUGCGAAUAACACAGACCAGCACCGCUGUGCAAUUAGCCGUGGAGCACGUGCAGCGGGAAGAUGCCGGUCAUUAUACAUUGAUAGCACGAACGAAAGGUAACGAUGUUAUUCGCAAAGAUGUAGAGCUCAUUGUCGAGGACAGAUCGACGGGAGAGGAUCCACCCGUAUUUUUACGACGACUGGUCGAUCUGUCGGUGAAAGUGGGAACACGCACUCGAUUGCUGGUCGAGAUACGUAGUUCCACUGAUGUAAAGCUCACCUGGUAUCGAAAUGAUCGUCGAAUAUGUGAAAACGAUCGAAUAAACGAAGUAAACGAAGGCAAUUUUCACUACUUAGAAGUGAGUCCCGUUAUAUUGGAAGAUGGCGGCCAAUGGAUGGUGUUGGCUGAAAACUCGGGCGGACGCAAUUCCUGCAUUGCACAUUUGAAUGUACUGGUGCCCAAAGCCUACAAAGCACCCGAGUUCAUUGAGGAGCUACGUGCUGUCCUCACACAACAAGGCACUGUAUCGCUGGAGUGUAAGGUAAUUGGUGUACCCACACCUCAAUUGCGUUGGUUUAAGGAUUCCAAGGAGAUCAAGGCUGGUGAUGUAUUCGCACUGACCGCCAACAUGGAUGAUCCGACCUCUCUGGGUACAUACACUUGCGAAGCUGUCAACUGCAUGGGUAAAUCAUAUUCCAGCUCAAAAGUUCAUGUAGUGGGACGUGGCAGUAGAGAGGGAUCGUUGAAGCCCGCUGACAGCAUCCCCAACAAUGCGCCCCCACCGAUAUUUACGAACGAGUUGCGCGACAUGAGCGUCCGCAUCGGGGAGCCAAUAAUUCUCGGAUGCCAAGUUGUUGUACCACCUUGGCCCAAAACAGUAGUGUGGUAUAACAAAGAUGGCCGAAUCGAGUCUGGCGAAAGAUACAAAUUAAUCGAAGAUGGUUUGGGAGUCUAUAUGAUCGAAAUAAAACCCUCUGAGAGUUGUGACGAGGGCGAAUGGAAAUGUGUGGUCACAAGCUACGAAGGAUGUGUGGGCAUUUCAACAUGUAACGUCACAAUGGACAUUCCGAAGAAUUAUCGCAAGCCACGUUUCAUGGAAAGUUUGCGUGCAGUACUUACCGAAGAAGGACUUGUUUCAUUCGAGUGCAAAGUAGUGGGCUUCCCCACGCCUAUACUCAAGUGGUUCAAGGAUGGUCAGGAACUAAAACCCGGCGAUGUCUAUCAAUUAACUGGUACCAAUUCACUCGGCACUUACUGUUGCGUAGCCAAAAACUGUAUGGGCGAAAGUAGCAGUGUUGCUGUACUCACCGUUGAGGAUAUACAGAAUCAACUUAACGACGAGGAACGUUUGCUGUUUGCAAAUCAGAACCAGCCACCGAAGUUUGUCGUUGGACUGAAGAGUCAAGAAUCUAAGAUAAAUGAAAGCUUUCAGUUUACCGUAAAUGUCAAGGCUACGCCAGAUCCAGUGCUCUCUUGGUUUCGUGAUGAGUUGCCGGUUGAGAAUAGCGAACGUUAUAGCCAUUAUCGUGGCGAACAGGAAAACUGGCAUUUAGAUAUACGAUGUGUUGAAUUCGUGGAUCAAGCCGAAUGGAAGUGUGUUGCUGUGAAUGAUUUUGGUACAAGCGUUACAUCUAGCUACUUAAAACUACAGAUACCACGUCACUAUAAGAAACCACGUUUUCUGGAAUGCCUUAGAGCGGUACUCACGGAGGAGGGCGCUGUUAAUUUGGAGUGUAAAGUCAUUGGAGUGCCCCAGCCGGUGUUGAAGUGGUACAAAGAUGGCGUCGAGCUCAAACCCGGAGAUAUACAUAGAAUUAUAUCUGGGCAAGAUGGAACUUGCUGCCUGGGAACGUAUACUUGCGAGGCAAGAAACUGCAUGGGCGUUGUUGCAAGUUCAGCUUCUUUGCUUGGUUUCGAGGAGGCCUACAAAACUCCAAAGGAAGAGCGCGCUCAGGAAAACGAGUUACAGCGCAAUUUCUCUUUAUCCACCAUACAAGAAGAGCACACAUCUCAAUUGUACGAAACGCCUGUUGGAGAUAUCACAAUUGACUCGAAGGGCGAGGUAUCUUUUUCAUUCGAUGGCAAAGAGGUUUCGGUUUCUCUAUAUGAGACGCCAGAUUUAACUGAAGAGGAAGCACUAAAGAUUGUUGAAAUGUAUGCUGAUCAAAUUUCAGAGCAUGUUACCGAACACAAUGUGGUAGAAUUGCCACCACUACGUUUUGUUAAAGAGACAUCGCAAUCGGGAAAGCUUUUAAUGGAGGCUGUGGUAAUUGAUAUCGCACCAGAAUACUUUACACAUGAGGAGGAUAUGCGUACCGAGGCCGGUUUGGACGAUAUUUCCAUAACAGAGAUAACUGUACACGGAUCUUCAGGACAUGAGGAUGAAGUUGAUCGCGAGGCUGAGAACUAUGCCCAACGCAGUUUCGAGAAAAUGGAGGAAGAACUCUCUUUAACUGCGCCAAUACGAAAGCGUAAAAAAUCAAGACCCACAGAAACUACAGAAGAAUUCUACAGUUUGUCCAAAGCAUCUGACAGCCAAGCUGGUGAUGAUGAUGACACUUCUGAUUUGCAAACUUUCGCAAGUGCUACACAAAUGUCAUCACGCGUCGACUCCGCUGUUGGACCUGAUGCCGCGCAGACCGAUGAGGGCAUACAGCCGCCAAAACGUAAGAAGGGGAAGAAGCAAACUGAUAGUGAUUCAUCCAAGACAAACGAAGAAGAUGCAAAAAUGCAAGACAUUUCUGGAGCAGUAGGCGACGGUUUGAUCACUGUUAAACCUGUGAAAGUGAUUUCCAGUGCAGAAGAGAUUGAAGAAAAUUUGCACGCUCUUCUGCCACUGGCUAAACUAUUGAAAACGAUUGAGCAUCAUUUAACCAUAGUUGAGAAUGAGGUCGUAGAGCAGGCGGCCAUGAUGAUGACUCCAGCUUCGGCUGAGCAGAGCAUUGCAAUUAUACGAAACAUUGUUGAACCAAUUAAACAAGUGGAAAGCAAAUUAAGAGCAUAUUCUGGAGAAACUCCAUUAGAUGCGCUCUUUCAAACGAUGGAGGAGGAUAUACGGAAGCUGCAUAGAAGUCUCCAAGUAAUUGAGAAGUGCGUCGAAAUUGAUGAAACUGGUGUCACACUCAUUCAACGCACCAGUGUCUGCAUCAUAGACAGCGUCGGCGACCAGCUAAUUAAAGCUUUAGGAGAGGUACAGAAUAUAGCAAAAUGUUUCGAGUCAACUAGUUUACGUGCACAUAUCGAUCUAACGGCAGAUGACAUUAAGCAAGGUCUUGAAAUUACACAAGGCACUAUUAAAUCGCAAGCUUUAUUGCAAGAAGCACAAGAGCUGGAGGCCGCUAAGCAUCUCUCAGAAACGGUGGCCAAGUUACAAGCUAUGCCAGAAAUCGAACCAGUCUCUUUUGCGAAUAUUUCGGAUGCUAAAUUGCCCGACGAGGCUGAUGCAUUGAAGCUAAUUUGUGUGCCCGUGGUGAAUUUACAAUCCGCUUUGGAAAAAGUGGAGAAUGAGUUGAGUCUUGAGGAAAACGAAGAACAAAUUUAUAAAAAGGUUCACAAAAAGGUGCUUGAUAAUAUCGUAGAACCAAUCAAGGAACUACAAACGGUAUUAGAGACAAUUGAACGAAAUGCAGAGCUAUCUGGCACACAGUCUACAGAACAAAAGGUUAAUAAUGCUAUAUUGGAUAUUGUGACACCAGCUCUAUUCGAACUCAAUAAGGGUUUGGAGGUCAUAUUAAACCAGUCGUCUAACAAUGUGCAGGCAGGUAUGUUGACCGUUAGCACUGUGGAAUCGAUGGUACCGCCACUACAAGAAAUACAAAAUGGUUUGGCACAAUUGACUCAGGAUGUGGAACGUGGUCAUUUUAAUGAAGAAGCAGUACUUGAUUCAGCAGACACUCAAAAGUUGCUCCAAACAAUUGCGCAGUCUGUACUGCACUUUGAGACAAAUAUCGAAAGACUUUCAACGCGUUUGUCGCCUAACGUACAAAAGGGUUUGUAUAGUUUGAAGGAGGAGAUGUCUGCCUUAAUCGGAAAUGUUUUGGAGGAUAACAUUACCAAAUACCAUGUGACACUCUUGGAAAACUUGAAGCGUCCAAUAGACGAGCUCAACUACUGCAUACGUCAAAUAGAGAGCAAAUCAAUUUCAGGGUCAUUAACUGACUUUAUCGAUCCCUUGCACAGCUUAAGCGAUCGUGUCAAUUUGGGUAAAGAUAUUAUGCAUAUGUCUGGGGCGAAGCAGAAUGAUAAAAAUUUAGAUGUCUUAGAGAGAAUGCAGCAGUUAAUUAGAAAUGUGGAAAUCGAUAUUGAAGAAUACGAGUUCAAAAUGCUACAGCACGAAGUAGAGCUUGACGAGAAACUUGCAGCUGAACAAGAAAAAUCGUUCCUCUACAUGCGUGAAGCAAUGGAGAUGAAAAUUGCACAAGACGAAGCAGGACAAAACAUACAAGAGCUUUUACACACUGUUACAGAGAUUGAAGCGACACCGGGGUUGGACAGUCAAACCCAAGAGGUGUUAUCUCAAUUAGAUCAAAGACUCACCGGCCUGGUCGCUGAUGUGGACGUAUUAAAAGAGUCGCAGAGCACGAGGGAAGAAAACGAAGCUGCCACAAAAGUUCUGACUGAUAUUGCUAAACCACUGCAGACGGUCGCUGAGGUAUUACGCAGCACACUUACACCAGAAAAGGUGAAAAAAACUCAAUCAUUACCACAAAGUGAAAGUCUUAACGUAAUCUUAAAAGAAAUAAAAGACGUCGUUGAGAAAAUACCGGAGCAAAAUGAGCACCACAUCAAAUUGAAAGCAUUGCCAAUUGUGCAGUCAGUGCUCGAAAUUGUACCCGUUCUGCAAUCUAUUACAAAUUUGCCGCAAGCGGUAACUGCAGUUACACAAUCAGCAGCUGGUGAGAAAAAGAAAGCUGAGCAGGAUGUUGUUGGUAGUGCUGCAAAGAAACCUAAACUUGAAGCAACAAACGAAAUAGACAAAGAGAAACUAACGAAGGAAACGCCAAGCGCCGAAACAGUUUCGCUAAAGAUUGAACCAGCACCGAAAGUAGAUGAUGACGGCUCAACACUAGAAGAUAUAUCAGCCAUGAAAUCGAUCGCUGAAUCGUUGCCAGCAGACAGUGAAAACUCCGUUGCGGCAGAUAGAACCGAUCAUCUCAAAGCAUUCGAGGUAAACAAGAGCAAGGUGAACACAUUAUUGUCCCAACUCAAAAACAGCAUUGCAACAGUAUUGGCGCACUGUAACGAAGUAGACGUUGCCUCCUUGCAACUAGAAACAGCGCAGAAGGUUAAAGCAUGUCUGUCAAAGUUAGAAGACGUCAACGAAUGUAUUGCCGAUGUACAUCAACCCAUGGUUGUGGAAAUAUUGGACACACACUCCGACAUCAGUGAAUGUAAAACCUUCGCCGAUGCUGUGUGCCAUUUGGAAACAUGUGUGGUGCAAGUCGAGGAGUGUAUUGCUCAGCAUGAUUUGCAAGACUUAAGUGAAAGCUCUGUCUCCGACAUGAAAACAUUGGCAAUACCUCUACAAGACCUUAAAGAAUGCAUUAAAGUUUUCUAUACUGAAGAUUUGGAGCAAGUGAUUAGUUUGCCAACAGCGAGCUUGUCGUUAACAAGUGCGCAGGUUUUGCAAGACAUACAUCCUUUUGUGCUUUCCAUAAAAGAGAGUCACGCUCUAGAGACGCUACAGUCUUUGGCGGCAGAUGAGUCUUUCGCACAGUUGCAACAGUUUAUACAACCUAUUCAAGAAUUGGAAAAUGCAGUGCUUUCUUCAAUUGAUCAAGUGCAUUUGUCUCAAAUUGAAUGUCUACCAUCUGAGUUGAGCAUUUCAGUGUUGGAAAAAUGCGCGAAGCCCAUAUUUGAUAUCAGGGAAGCCUUGCUCCAUGUUCAAGCUGAAACACCGCAAUCCUCAAUCGAAGAAUGCCCAGCAUUGCAGGUGAUUAAACAGAAAGCUGAUGUCAUAUACAACCUUUUACAAUACUGCGAACAUGUUAAUCUAAAUGCCUUGGAAAAUAUAGCUGAUAUGUCUACACAGGCUGACGUCUCCGCUUUGAAGUCUUGUGCGGAACUGAGGUCUGUGGAGACCCAUUUGGAAGCAGCAGCCGAAGUUGUAAAAGAAAAUGUGAAGUUUCUGGACAUCAAGAAAUGUAUUGCGGGUGGCAUCAAACAGAUUCAAGAUUGCCUAACUUCGACUGUAACAAAUAAAGAACCUGAAUUGGAAAAUGUUGGCACUUUUAUGAAGGAACUCAAAAGUGAAUUAGAGAACAUGCAAAAUGAAUUGUCAAAACCGACAACACAGCAAAAUACUGCUGAAGCCAAUCAAAGAGUGGCUAAGACUAUGUUCAAAUUGAAGGAAUGUCUGGUGCAUACCUACGAAACGGAUGUGGGAAAGUCUUUGGACGAGAUUGAGAAAACUUUCGAAGAUAUAUUGCAAGCACUGCCAACUUUGGAAAUACAUCUGGCUCAAGAGAUGUUUACAAAAAUUGAGGCAUCGCUGUGCGCCUUUAAAUCCAUAUGUUUACGUGCAGAUGGUCCAACAGAACUACAAAAAUUGUGGGAUCCCAUUGAUAACAUUUUGAAGAGUAUAAAAUCUAUAAAUGAGUUGAAAACUAUUGAUAUUGAGAAAUCCUCAUUGAUUGUGGCUAAUCUUCAAUCGCAUUUAAUGUCGGCUUUUAGAGUGCUAAACGAAGUCAGUGACACGUUAGAUGGGCAAGCGCGUGACGCUACGUUAAGAGCGCAAGAUGCCGUGCUUGCCACACACGAAUUCAUAGUGGAAGCCGGUGAACUAGUACGUUCAAUUGAGCUACUACAAGAGAUCGAUAGUCUAACGCCGAACCUUAUUUCCAUUUAUGAUAGUAUUACAUUAGCUCAAGAUUACAAGAACAAACAAGAGCUACUUGAAGCGUUGACUCAACGCGUUUCAUCCGGUAAAGCAUUUCUACAAAACAUUGAGGACGGCUUAAAUGCCAAUAAUCCCGUCUACUAUAAGUUAGCAGAGGAGAAUGAAUUAGAUAUACGCAGUGUAGAAGCUGCUCUUAUACGUAUAGAAAACGAAAUUCUACCAAAGCUGGAGAUACAAACUCCUACCGCCGAUGAUAGCGCGCUAGUUGACGUGCUCGGUGUACAUUUGAAAUCUCUGCAAGAUAGUUUCGCUACACUCAGCAUUUUACCUACUGUUUCGGAGGAUAUCCACGUCGAUGAGCGUCAAAAGAUAAUAUCCGAACCGUCCAUUACAUCCAAGACACUUUCCGAUGAGAAAAAACUAUAUGCCGAAUUGCAGCAACGCGAAACGUCAUUACCAGCAGAAGAGGAUGUAUCCACCUUGGAAGACGUUUCGGCCAUCGAGUCAUUACUUGGCUCUCCGCUACGUUCUCAAGACGAGCAUAUUCCAUCAUCAUCAGCUGAAAUAGGUAAGGUCGAUGUUUUGUUAUCACAACUCAAAAGUAGUAUCGUCUCGGUUUUGGAAUAUGGUUCAGAAGUUGGGAUCGACUUUAAACAACUGGAUGCCGUGCAACAGGUUAGGGCAAGUUUGUUGAAAUUGGAUCAAAUUAAUGAAUGUUUUACCGAUGUUGGCCACCCUACUGUCAUUGAGCCACCUCUCCCAUCCCUCUCCGAAGCUAGUGAUUGCAAAACAUUUGCGGAUGCUGUGUGUAAUUUAGAAGCAUGUGUGUUGCAAGUCGAAGAAUGUAUUGCUCAGAAUUAUCUCCAAGAGUUGAGUGAAACCGAGAUAUCCGAACUAAAAACGUUGGCGCAACCACUGCACGAUAUUCGUGAAUGUAUUAAAAUUUUCCAAAAUGAGGAGUUAGAGCAAGUUUUAAGUUUGCCAACCAUAAGCAUGUCUUUAACCAGUGCUCAAGUCUUCCAGGAUAUCCAACCGUUUGUUUUAUCCAUCAAAGAGAGCCAUGCCUUAGAGACGCUGCAGUCUUUAGCUGAGGACGAGUCACUCACACAACUCAAGCAAUUCAUAAAACCCAUACAAGAGUUGGAAAAGGUAGCCUUAACAAAUGUAGUGCAGGAGCACUUGUCUCAAGCGGAGAGCAUUUCCAAGCAAGAAAACGUGGAAAUGCUGGAAAGAUUCGCAAAACCUAUUUGGGAUAUAAGAGAAGCUUUGCUACACAUACAAGAGGAAACGCCACUCUCAACGCUGGAAGAAUGCUUGCCAUUAAAAAUAGUGAAAGAAAAGAUAGAUGUCGUAUACCAUCUGCUGCAAUAUUGUGAGCAAGUCGACAUGAGUGCUUUGGAGAACGUUGUCGACAUGUCCACACAAGCUGACAUUUCCGCACUAAAGUCUUGUAUUGAGCCAAAAACUGCGGAAGUGCAAUUUGAGCAACCAGUCGUGGUUGCACAAGAAAGUGUUAAGUUCUUGGAUGUCAAAGAUAAAAUUUCAAACAGCGUUCAGCAGCUUCAAGCUUGCGCAAGUGAAAUGGUAGGAGAAAAUAUACCGGGACUGCGUGAAGUAUCUGCUGUUGUGAUGGAACUUAAAAACGAAUUAGAAUCCAUGCAAAACGAGCUCUCCAAACCAACUGAGCAACAAAAUGUAACAGAGAGUCAAGUAAAGGUCGCAAAAGUUAUGUUUAAAUUAAAGGAAUGUCUGGUCCAUACUUAUGAAGCAGGUGCGGGGCAAUCUUUAGAACAUAUUGAAACAACUUUUGCCGAUUUGCUACACAGUAUGCCAACCUUAGAAAUUCAACUGGCGCAAUAUAUGUGUACGAAAAUGGAAUAUGCGCUAUUGGACUUCAGCUCAACAUGCGUUAAAUCGGAAAGCUUAAGAGAACUAUGUAAGCUGACUGAACCACUCGAAUUGGUUUUAAAUAGCACAAAAGCUAUUGCUCAGCUCCAGUUGAUAGAGGUGGAAAAGUCUACACUGGUUGUGGCUAAUUUGCAAUCACAUUUGAUGUCAGUUUUUAGAGCGCUAGACGAGAUCAAUGAAAUCAUAGAGUUAAGCGGACGUAAAAAUAUACUCAAACUGCAAAACGCUGUUAUUUCGAUCUCGGAAUUUAUCGAUACCAGUGAAAACAAAUUGAGAGUAAUAGAACUGAUUCAGGAACUCGACUCUCUUAUACCACAAUUAAACUCCACAGCCACUGAAAUUAAUGCAAGAAAGUGUAAUAAAAGAAAGCAAGCGUUUUUGGAAGCACUUACUUUGAGUUUAAAAUCGGGAAGGGCAUUUAUAAAAAGCAUUGAGGAAGGCUUGAUGACAAACAAUCCUGUGUUCGUUCGACUGGCGGCAGAUAAUAGUUUGGACAUUCAAAAUGUACGUGACGCAUUAGUCCGCAUAGAAUUUGAAAUUCUUCCAAAAAUGAAUUCAGAAAAUCCAUCACCAGAAGAGGGUGUAUUAGUGGAUACGCUACAACUGCACUUGAAAAACUUACAGACUAAGCUGGUUGCUAUAAAUAAUAGUACUAUUAUUGAGGUUGUACAAACUGAAAUUAAGCAGAGCGAAGCAGAAAUCUUAGAGCCAACUCAAACAGUUCUAACGGAAGCUAAAGAGACACAUAUACCGACGGUGGUAGAAAGAGAAGCUAUUUCCCAUGAAACUAUAAACUUAAUUGAAAAAGAAGCAGAAUGGAGUCAAACAUUAACAACAGCAAACAUUAGUAUAGAUCAAUCAUCACAAGAAACUGAAGAUGCUGAAGCAAUUAUUUCGGAGAAGAGCGAGCAAUUAAAAUCACAAGAAACUGAAGAUGCUGAAGCAAUUAUCUCUGAUAAGAGCGAACAAUUAGAAUCACAGGAACCUUCACUACCAAUCGAACCAUACCUACAAAAUGCUGAAAAUUUAAUUGAUGCCACAACUAAACUCACACAGAGUUUGGGUAAGCAACACUUGAGCAAAGCUACAAUAGAAGUCUUCAAGUCAGUUGAAAUAACAUUAGGCGAGAUGAAGAAUUUAAUACAAACACAUCCGUCAAGUGCAAUCGAAGAUCACAUUUUUCUUCCACUAUUCAAGUUGAAAGAUUUGAUUGCAUUUAUUAAGCGUACACCUAUGGAUGAUAUUUCCAAGAGCAAGGAGGCCCGUCAAGUCAUACAGAGUUCCAAUAAAGUGUUACUUGAAAUAUUGAACGGUCAUCAAGGCCUUCGAAGUGCAAUGAUCUUUGACAUUACAGAGACUACAUUACCAUACAUCGGCAGUAUAAUUUCUUUCAUAGCACAAAUGUUUCCCAAUGACAAGAAUUUAAUUGCAACAUCUAGUGUUCUCCAACGAAUUUCUUCAGAAAUCGUUGUUAUUAAGAAGGAAAAUGUUGCAAAUAUGGACGUUAGUUCACGUUCUUAUCAAAAUCUCAAAUCAGCUAUCUUCGAUUUGCAGAACUCGUUGGAAUAUAUAUGCGCCAAAAGACAAAAUACAUCGCUUUUACAGCAACAAGAAAGCUUAGAUCGUUUAUGCAAAGCUAUAGAUAAGGGUCUCAUUACUGAUGCUAUAGAGAUUCUACAGGAGUUUGAAGUUAAGAAAGAUUUCUUUGUUCACUUAUUGGAAGAGUUAAAAUAUAUAUCUCAAGAACCAACCACUAGUAUUCACGCAGAAUUCAGCAAAGGGUUCGAUGACCCAAAUCUCGAGCAAGACGCCAUUGUUCUAGAGAUCAAAAAUGUACUAUCGAUUAUUGGUGAGAGCCAAAGUUGGAAAGACAACGAAGACGAUAUUAAAGAGGCAAUACAAAAUCCUACUGAUGAACGUUUCUCAAAACUGAUAUUCAGGAUGAGAGAGAACAUUGUUCACACAUAUGAGAGCGGACCGCUCUCUUCGGACGAAACUAAUAAUAAGUUGGAGGAGAUCAUUGAGCAUUUAUUUGCUAGUAAUCCCGAAGCCACAAGAAGAUUGACAGAAGAAUACUAUGCAACAAUAAAAAGAAAUAAAAAACAAAUAUCUGAGAAUAUAAGUAAAAUUGAGAAUAUUGAGUUACAAAGGAAAGUAACCAGAUUGAAUCCUUCCUUAGAAAAUAUAACUCUCACUAUUGAAGAGCUAAUGACACUGAAAUCUGCAAUUAAACUUUCAAAGAAACUUGAUACAAUUAAAGAAUCUCUUUUGAACACAGUUGAAAUCUUAGAUGAACUUCAUAAAGCUAAUAGUGUAGUUGAGAGCGUUAGUAUUGAGAAAGUUAAGAACAUUGUACUAAGCGAAUUUGAUUACAUAAACAAUAAAGAAGACGCGGCACAGCUACCUAAGAUUCUUUUGGACACAUAUUUAUUAACGAAUAAUCUGCUGGAUAUAUGUAUUAAGCUGAAAACAGCGGAAGCCGAGGUUCCUGUGCCAGUUAUAUCAGAAAAUAUUAAAUCUAUAGUUGUGGAUGCUGAAGUUCCUCAACAAGAGGUAACUUCCAAGUGCCCUGAGGCGAUCGAACCGUCCGAUACUGUCGAAUCUGUUCAAAGAGAAGUGGCAGUGGAAGCUGAGGCUCCUGGGCUUAUGAUUUCUGAAGAGUCUAUAUUUACUGUUCUGAAAGCUAACGUUUCUCCACAAGAGGUAGGUCCUAUGGAGCCGGAAGUGACCAAAGUGACUGAAACUGCCGAAUCUCUUGAAAUAGAAGAAGUACUUGAAGCUGAGGCUCCUUUGCCAGUUAUUUUAGAACAACCUCCACCGACAGUUGUGGAAUCUGGAAUAAUUCAACAAGAGAUAAUUUCGAAGAAACUUGAACCUACUGUAAUUAGAGAACCUGUUAAAGAAGAAAUCGUAGUAGAAGCUGAUACUCCUGUGCUAAUGAUUCCUGAAGCGCCUAUAUCAACUAUCGUUGAAGUUGAAGUUCCUCAACAAGAAGUAGUUUCUAAGGGGCCUGAGGCGAUCGAGCCGUCUGAUAUUGCCGAAUCUGUUCAAAAAGAAGUGGCAGUGGAAGCCCAGGCUUCUGGGCUUAUGAACCCUGAAGAGCCUAUAUCUACUGUUGUGGAAGCUAAAGUUUCUCCACAAGAGGUAGCUUGUAAGGAACCUGAGAGAUCCGAACAGACUGAAACCGCCGAACCUGUCAAAAUAGAAGAAGUACUUGAAGCUGAGUCUCCUGUACCAGUUAUUUCUGAAAAACCUACACUGACAGUUGUGGAAGCUGAAGUACCUCAACAAGAGAUUAUUUCGAAGGAACCUUGGACGUUAGAACUUACUGAAACUAGUGAACUUGUUAAAGAAGAAGUCACAGUAGAAGAUACAGUGUCUCCACUUCUGGCUUCUAAGGAGCCUGAAGUGAUCGAGCCGACUGAUACUGCCGAAUCUGUUCAAAAGGAAGUAGCAGAGGAAACUGAGGUUCCUGUGCUAAUGAUUACUGAAGAGCCUAUAUUUACUGUCGUGGAAACUGAUGUUGUUAUUCCCGAAAAACCUGCACCGAUAGUUGUGGAAACAGAAGUACCUCAACAAGGGAUUAUUUCGAAGAAAUCUAAGACAUUAGAACUUACUGAAGCUAUUGAACCUAUUAAAGAAGAAGUUUCAUUAGAAGCUGCCGUUUCUCCCCAAGAGGUAGCUUCUAAGGAGCCUGAAGCGAUCGAACCGACUGAUACUGCCGAAUCUGUUCAAAAGGAAGUAGCAGUGGAAGCUGAUGUUCCUGUGCUUAUGAUUACUGAAGAGCCUAUAUUUACUGUCGUGGAAACUGAUGUUGUUAUUUCCGAAAAACCUGCACCGAUAGUUGUGGAAACAGAAGUACCUCAACAAGGGAUUAUUUCGAAGAAAUCUAAGACAUUAAAACUUACUGAAGCUAUUGAACCUAUUAAAGAAGAAGUUUCAUUAGAAGCUGCCGUUUCUCCACAAGAGGUAGCUUCUAAGGAGCCUGAAACGAUCGAGCCGACUGAUAUUGCCGAAUCUAUUCAAAAGGAAGUAGCAGUGGAAGCUGAUGUUCCUGUGCUUAUGAUUACUGAAGAGCCUAUAUCUACUGUCGUGGAAGCUGAUGUUGUUGUUCCUGAAAAACCUGCGUCGAUAGUUGUGGAUACUGAAGUUUCUCAACAAGAGGUAGCUUCUAAGGAACAUGAGACGAGGGAACAGACUGAAACUGCCGAAUUUGUUAAAAUAGAAGAAGUACUUGAAGCAGUUGUUGGACCAGUUAUUUCUGAUAUACCUACACCGGUAGUUGUGGAAGCAGAAGUACAUCAACAAGAUAUUAUUUCGAAGGAACGUGAGACGUUAGAAGUUGCUGAAGCUGGUGAACCUGUUAAAGAAGCAGUCACAAUAGAAGAUGCAGUGUCUUCACUUCUAGCUUCUAAGGAGCCUGAAGCGAUCGAACCGACUGAUACUGUCGAAUCUGUUCAAAAGGAUGUAGCAGUGGAACCUGAGGCUUCUAUGAUCCCAUCUACUGUCGUGGGAGCUGAUGUCGUUCUUCCUGAAAAACCUACACCGAUAGUUGUGGAAACAGAAGUACCUCAACAAGAGAUUAUUUCGAAGGAACCUGAGACAUUAGAACUUACUGAAGCUAGUGAACCUGUUAAAGAAGAAGUCACAUUAGAGGCUGCUGUUUCUCCACAAGAGGUAGCUUCUAAGGAGCCUGAGGCCAUCGAAACGACUGAUACUACCGAAUCUGUUCAAAAAGAAGUCGCAGUGGAAGCUGAGUCUCCCGUAUUAAUAAUUUCUCAGGAACUUACAACCAGCAUUGUUGAAGCUGAAGUUCUUCAAAAAGAGUUAGCUUCUAAGAAGCCUGAAGCGACCAAAGUGGAUGAAACAGUAGAAGCAGCUGUGGAAGCUGCGGCUCCAAUGCCACUUAUUAUUCCUGAAGAGCCCACAUAUACAGUUGUGGAAGCUGAAGUAACUGAACUGAAGUCAGUUCUAAACGAGUCUUUGGCAACCGAACGCACUAAAACUGCUGAAUCUAUUAAAAUAAAUGAAGUACUUGAAGCUGAGCCUCCAGUGCCGGUUGUUUCUGAAGAAUCUAUACCCACAGUUGUGGAAACCAAAUUUCCUCAACAGGAAGAAAUUUCGAAGAAACCUGAGCCGUUAGAGCUUACUGAAACUGGUAAACUUGUUAAAAAAGAAGUCACAGUAGAAGCAGAGACUCCUGUGCUAAUUAUUCCUGAAGAGCCUAUAUCUACAAUUGUGGAAGCUGAAGUUUCUCCACAAGAGGUAGAGCCUGAGGCGACUGAAACAGAAAUACUUAAACCAUUAUUUGCUUUUGAGGAACCUAUUAAAGAUACUACAGAAUUAAAGGUAAAUGAGGAUGAAAGUCAAGAUAUGUCUGCGAAAGAAGUUUCAGUACUUGAAGAGCCUCACAAUCUCAAUUUGUUAAGGUAUUAUAAAAAUAUUGCUGAAAAGAUUGGCAAAAUGCGGCAGCUGUUUCAAGAAGGGACGUAUACCAUUCUUCGGCAUAAAUUAUCACAUAUCGGUAAAGAUUUGGAAACUAUUGUAACAAUCGCCGAAGCAGUAAAGAUGGUAAAUAAUAUGCAGAAAUCGUCGGAGAAAAUGGUUAUACUACAGAAAAUUUUAAUGAAUAUAUUCAUUACUUUUGAUGAUUUACAACAACAAGAAAUUGAGGCGUUAAGAACUAAAAUUGAAAAAGUUAAAAAUAUGGCUUUAAAUCAAUACGAAAUAAUCGAGAAGAGUGCGGGUUCAGUCGAAUCUGAGAAUAUAUUAAUUAGUAUUUCUGAUUUAUUGGAAUUACUUGUAAACGUUUGCCAACAGUUGGUACAAAUGGAGGAUGCUGACCGUAAAAUUGGAAAAGUUAUUGAAGCGGUGGCCUUUGAAGAAGUUGCACAUGAAAAAAUAUCAAAUAAAAAGCUAGAGGAAAUAAAAAUACAGGACCAAAUUGUAGCACAAGAUAUACCAGAAGAUUUGCCGGAUCAUGAGAAAGCACGUAUAAUAGAAGCGACACCUCACUCUCAACUAAAAAGUAAAGAACAGCUUAAGCCAGGAAGCAUAGAAGAUGUGAAAAAAUAUACUUCUGAAGAACAAGUUACUGUUGAAAUAAAACCAGUGGAAGAUAAUGGAGAAAUUGACAAUAAAAAAAUCGUUUAUAAAGUGGGUGAGAAGCAAGGAGAACACAAGGAAAAAGUUGUCGGAGAUGUGAUUACAACUUCCAGUCAACAAAAGGAAUCUAAACAAGCUGUACUUUCGGAGGAGUUGAGUGAGAAUUUACAGCAGUACUUCGAAAACAUUGUCAGAUCCGUUGAUAGCGUUUCCUUUAUAAUAAGUGCACCACAAAUUCAGGAAUCUUUCAGCAAGCUGGGGAAAAUUAUACCCACGUUGCGCACAUUUGUUGUGGUCUCAGAAUAUUUGAAAAACUCUCAGUCCCAUGAAAAAUCAGCAGAGAGAAUUGUUACCCUACAAAAGUCAUUGAUGGACAUCUUCGUUACAUUUGACGAUCUCCACGAAAUAGCAAGAAACGACUUGAAGCCGAAGUUGGAGCUUGUGAAAACAAUCGUUUUGCAUUUGUAUGAUAAAAUUGAAAAUACACCAAAAUAUGUGCAGUCUGAAAUGGUGUUACUCGACUUAACUAAGUUAUCGAGUAGUAUCCUAGAAGUAGCCAAUGUACUAGAGCUUCAACAAAAUAAAGAAAAUUUAGCAGAGGAUAUUAUUUCCGAUACAGAGGGUAAGAUUACAGUCGAAAAGGUUUCUGAUGGGAAUGAGCAUAAACUUGAAGAGAUUGAAGACAAUAUAAAGACAAAAGUUACGGAAUCUAAAUCACAGUUAUCGGUGAAAGAUAAAAUAACCGAGAAGAAUCCUGAAGAGCAAAGAGAAAAAGUGGUGGGUGUGACUUUGGAGAUUAAAGAGAAAGCCAAGGAAAAAGCAACUGAAACACAGUCUAAACAGGUGAUUGAAUCUCCAAUAGAAAUGUCGUUAAAUGAGGUAGCAGCCGCAGUAAUUGUGCCCCAACCAGAACCAGUGGAAGAAAAAUUACGUGAUGCUGAUCUUAGGAAGUCACAAGAAAAAUCUGUGGACGAACAAAAAUUGGAAGACCAAAAAUCCAGUCAAUCUAGUCAAACCAAACUGGCUGUCGAAAAUGAGAAAGAUAACAAAGCUGUGGCGGAUAAGAAGUUGGAAGAACAAACUAUAACAGAGAUUUCCAGGAAUAAAAUAGAAGUUGUAGAAACCGUUGAGGAAACUGCAGUCGAGAAUGCUGUUAGAAAACCUAUUUUUGGUGAAGUUCAGACCACUAACAUUAUAUUUUCAAAACUGGAGGAACUUUAUAAUAGUAUUUCGCGGAAUAUUAAAAGUUUAGAAGAACAAACUGAGGCCGCAACUCAUCCUUUGCUUAGUAAGAAGCUGACAUCGCUUAAACCGAAUAUUGAAAAUCUUGAUACCGUUUCACGAACGAUUAAAACUGUGGCACAAGUUGAAAAAGCAUCUAAAUAUAUGGUUACUCUUCAAAAUGUUUUAAUGGAUGUCUUUGUAACAUUUGAUGAUCUACAUGACUUGGAAGGCAAAGAUACAAAAUGUAAAAUCGAAGAAGUCAAAAUAAAUGCUUUGGCGGUAUAUGAUUUCAUAGAGAAGAGUCACAAACGCAUAAACUCUGAAAAUAUUUUACUAAAAACAUCGACUUUGGUGUCGAAAGUCUUGGAAACGUGCUCAGAACUUCGUAAAGAAACGGAGAGAGAAAGUAUAGAGUGCGCGGAAUUGUCUGCUACUGAGGGGAACAAGGUUAAGCAACCAGAGCCUUUAGAAAAAUCUACUGGAGAGCCUUCGGAGGAGCAGCUGAAGAAAGAUGAAGAGCCGAACAUUAAAAGGAAAAAGAAGAGCUCAAAAAAUGAAUAUAUGGAUGAUGAAAAAAAACCCGAAGAAUUCAAAGAAAAUGUGAAAUCCGAAGAAAUUAAACAAACAGAAGAUGAAUCUAAGAAACAAAUUGAAGGCAAAAGCACAGAAGAACUUAAGAUCGUUGAAGAAAAACCAGAAUCCGUAGAAAAAAAGGGACAAAAUAGGAAACAGAGUGCAGAUGAAAAGAAUCGGGUUGAUGAACCUAGUUCAGCGAAACUCAAGGUUGUUGACAGAGUACCAGAACCUGAGGAAAUAAAGGAAUCAUACGAUUCACCCAAGAAAGAAGAAAGUAAUAAGAGCAAGGAUGAACAGUUAAAGAAUGUUGAGAAAAAAUCAGUUCUCAAGGUUGGUGAUGACAAACCCGAACUUGGAGAGAUAUUUAAUGUCAAAAACUCUGAAGAAACCCUACUAGAAGAUAAAACAAGGGCAAACGAAAAUAAUAAAAGUGGUGAUCAAUUUCCUGAGAAUCUCAAGCUGGUUGAUGAUAAACUAAAGACUACGAAAAAGCCUAUUGAGACCACUAGUGAACAAACUGAACAGGUAGAAGAAAAACCAAAAGACAAACCAAAAAUGAAAGAUGUAGACGAAGAGAAAAAAUAUGUGACGAUAGCAUCUGAAGAAAUCAAAGCUGUUGAUGAAGAACCAGAUGUUAAAGAGACUGAAGAACCGCUUAAGAAAGCAAAGAACAAUACCAGUUUAGACAAACAGAAAACAGAUGAAGAAUCUUUGGAAAAGGUUAAGAAGCCUACCGAGAAAAAUAAAGAAACUGAAGAAAAACCAAAGAAAACAAAGAAAAAGAAGAGCGAUCACGAGGAGCAAUCGACUAUGGAGGAAAACGCAGAAGCUCUCAUGAUAACUAAUAAAAUUUUGGUGUCUGAUGAAAGCCCGGUUGAAAGAACUUCGGAAGAAGUCAAAAGGAUUGAAAAAAAAUCUAUGGAAGAAAGUAACAAGAGUGAUGAUAAAAAUUCUGAAAAGUUCAAUGUUGUAGACAACGAUCUCAAGCUGGUUGCUGAUAAACUAGAGAUUAUGAAGAAACCUAUUGAGACCACUAUUGAACAAACUGAACGGGUAGAAGAGAAACCAAAAGGCAAAUCAAAAAUGGAAGAGGUGAACGAAGAGAAAAAAGAUAUUACGAUACCAUCUGAAGAAAUAAAGUCUAUGGAAACGAUUACUGAAAAGCCAUUGGAAGAAGUUAAACACAUAAACGAAAAACCAAAGGACAUAAAGAAAAAGAAAGAAGUUGAAGAAGAGAAGAAAGGUACCAAUAAAAAACACGAAGAACUCAAAGAUGUGAACGGAGAAAAAGUAUCGACAGAGAAGCCUUCAAAUAUUAUUGAAGAAAUUAAUAAGAUUGAAGAUAAACCAACGGAAAAUAAGAGAAAAGAGAGUAUAAACGAAGAGAAUAAGGUUGAUGAACAAAAGCCCAAGGAAAAAGAGAAAGCAUAUUUAGAGAAAGAUCAGAUGAACAACGAGAAAACAAUUGAAGAACUUAAGUUUGUUGAGGAAAUUAAACAUUUAGAAGAAAAACUGAAAGACCAAAAUAUAACGAAAGAUGCGAACGAUGAGAAGAUGAGUGAUGAGCCAAAGUCCAAUGAACUCAAAGUUCUUGACAAAGACACUAAAUCCCUUGAAAAGCCUUCUGAGGAAACUAACAAAAUUGAAAAGAAAACAAAGGACAAAAAGAAAAAGAAAGAUACAGACGAAAAUAGGAAGGGUAGCAAGAAAAGUCCUAAGAGCCUUAAAAUUGACAAAGCACAAGAGUCUGAAGAAAUUAAACAGGUGGAAGAAAAACAGAAGAAAGAAAGGAGAAAGAAAAGUGCCGACGAAGAAAAGAAAGUUGAUGAUAAAGCGACUGAAGAACCCAAAAUUGAUAACGAAACAAUAUCUCUUGAACAAACCAUGGAAGUGUCUGGUGAGGAACGUAAUCAUAUAGAAGAAAAAACAAAAGACAGAAUGAAACAAGAUGGAGUGGAAGUCGUAGACAAAAAAUCGGCGACUUCAGAAAAAACCGCUGAGAAAGAUAACAUAGAUGAAAAACUAAAGAGGCAACAUAGAAAGAAAUGCACUGACGAUGAAAAAAAAGUUGACGACAAGAAGCCGAAGCAAAUUAAUGUUGUUGAUAAAGAACCAGAGCCUUCUGAAAAAACUGAAAAGCUCUCUGAGCGUAUUAAAAUUAUAGAUGAAAAACUAGUCAACGACAAAGAGAAGACGAGUGUAAACGAAGAUAAGAAGCUUAAAGAACUCAAGACUGUUGAUGAACCACUUACAAAGUCUUCUGAGCAAAUUAAGCAGAAAAUAGAAAAACCGAUGAACGAAAAUUCCAAGAGUGAAGAUGUUAAAAUAUAUGCGGCAAAUGCACCUCUGGAGUCUGCUGAAAGGAGUUUAGAUGUUACGGAUAUGUCAACUGCUCCACCAACGGAUAAACAUGUUGUAAAAGAAGUGGCUAAUGCCGAUAUGAAACUAUCUGACCAAUCUAGAAUGCGCGCAGAUAAUUCUAGCAAUGCGGAAUCUAAGGAUAAACGAGAAUCACGUAGCGCAAGGCGUGCGCCAAAUGUUGACCUAAAACUGACCAAUAGAAAUUCACCUGUGGGAAGUGAAAUAAAGCUUACAUGCAGUGUUUCCGGUGCCCAACUGAAAGUUGACUGGUAUAGAGAUAAAACAUUAAUCGAGAACGACAACAAAUAUCGCAAAACCUUCAACGACGGGCUGUCUUGCUUGGAAAUCAAGGCACUUAACGCCGGUGAUGCGGGCGUUUACAGAUGUGUGGCCUCCAAUCGCAAUGGAGAAGUGGAAACGAGUUGCCUUGUGACUGUCUACGAUGUACCAACAACUAAAUUUGGCACCACGCCAAUAUUUACGCGCAACAUCAGAGAAUACUAUCAUUUGCGCGACGAUGAGCUAACCAUCGAAUGUCACCUACAUGGUGUACCACGUCCAGCUGUCGUCUGGAUGAAAGGCGGACUUGAUGUUAAGCCGAGCUUCAAGUUUACGAUGCUUGAAGAAGCUCAUGGCGUCUACAAGCUGCUUAUAUACAAACCAAAUGACAAGGAUAGCGGUACUUAUAUUUGCAAGGCAGCUAAUUCUAGUGGAGAAGUGCAAAUCAGUCAUCAGGUGGAAGUUGCCAAAAAUAGGCACUUCCAUGCACGUGGCAUCUUCCACGCUCGAAAUCGUUUGCAAAAGGAUAAAGAGCUGACAGCGAAGAAGGCCAUGGAGGAAGCGCUUCAGUCAAAAGCCGAAUCCGAUCGCAAGCGUACAACCACUGCAGCGGAAGCUAAGGAACGCGUACACCGCGCUUCUCCUGAGCCAUUGGUAUCGCCGAAGCAAAAACUCAAGUUCGCCACGCAAUUACGCGAUCGAAUGGCGCUGGAAGGUAGCACCGUGCGAUUUGUGUGCACUGUAAUCGGACCUAGUCCCAAUUGUCGUUGGAUGAAGGAUGACAAAUGGGUGGUGGCUGGGCCAACAGUCAAAAAUCUAUCAGAGGAGGGAAAAGCAAUUCUUGAGGUGAGCAAGGUUACGUCCGAAGCGUCAGGUGUUUACAAGUGUGUGGCCAAAAACGAAUUUAGCGAAAUCGAAACGCAAUGCUACUUCAAAGUGUAUAGUGCACAAGCCGAUGGCGACGAACAAGAGCCGAUCUUCGCUCUACCAUUAAGAGAUGUGUACCAUUCGUCCCAGAACGAUUUAAUUAUUGAUACGAAGGUGCGCGGCAACCCCCGCCCCAAAAUUACAUGGGUAAAGGACAACCUACCAGUAGUACUCGAUGAUCGUCGGGUGCAGAUCGAACAUUUGGAUGGCGUUUGUGAGUUGAUCAUUAACAAGCCAACGUCGAGUGAUAGCGGUGUGUACACUUGCAUUGCUGAAAAUAAAUUGGGUAGCCAGAAGACUACACACACAGUUGUAGUCGAAGUUGUGCAAUCAUCGCGUCGUUCGAGUUUAUUGUCCGCCGUAAUGACCGAAUCCGAUAGUGAAGCAGGUACUGGAGAGGCGAGUGGGAAGAAGGUGGAGAAGGGUAAUCGCCCUCCAAAAGGCAAGAAGAAGGACGAUGAAGCCGAGGCUGGCACAUAUGAACGUCGCAGUCGUAUGCCGGACCCUUCACCAAAAACGCAAUUGUAUUUUAUUGCGAAUCUUUCGAAUCGCUAUGUAGCCGAAGGUUCCAAAGUGAAAUUCCAGGCGGUUGUUGGCGGUCCCGAUGCUACAUUCAAAUGGCAGAAGGAUGAACAAAAUGUGAUCUACGGUCCCCGUAUCCGUAAUAUGAGUCGCGAGGGUAUGGCUUGUUUAGAGUUCGUGAAUACCGCAGCUGAAGACUCGGGUGUUUAUACAUUGACGGCGCAGAAUGAAUUCUGCAAAAUUACGACCUCGGCCUUGUUGCAUGUAUACUCACCGAAGGUUAGCUCCGACGUGCAACCAAUGUUUACACGCUCACUAAAAGAAAUUUAUCAUCUGAAUACAAAUGAACUCGUUUUGGAGACGGGCGUACGUGGCCAACCAACACCACAGGUGCAAUGGUCGAAGGAUAACUUUGAAAUAAAGAGUGGUGGACGUUAUCAAAUAUUGCAACAUCAAGAUGGCACUUGUGAGCUGAUUAUAGAUAGACCAGAUGCAAAAGAUUCCGGCAAGUAUUUAGUUCGCGCAGAGAAUAGUGCUGGUAAAUCGGAGAUUACACACACUGUUUUGUUUGAGGGAAAAGCUUCUCAUAUCGCUGAGAAUAUUCAUGGUGUAUUCCAUGCUGAUAAGAGUUUGUUGCGUGCCAAGACCGCAGAGGACGAGAAGGCAGCGCCCUCAAAAGGUGAAGCAUCCGAAAGUGAAGCAGAAGAAAAAGAGGGUAAAGGUAAAUCCAAGGCCAAAGCUAAAAAGGCUAAGAAAGAAGAGGAGGAAGCAACUUCAUCAGCAACUGAAAUCAUUUCGGACACUGGAAGUUUGAAGAGACGAGAAAAAGUUAUUGGCAUACAUUUCGCAACAUCUGUCAGAGAUCGCGUUGUGGCUGAAGGUUCAAAAGUGAAAAUAUCGUGUUUCUUAGAGUCAAAGGAACCACAAGUCAAAUGGUUUAAGAAUGAGGAACCCAUCGCAAAUAGUCCAAAGAUUAGGGGCCGGUACAGCGAAGGUUUGUGCCUACUCGAAAUUGCGAGUGCUACGGUUGAGGAUAGUGGAGUAUACAAGUGUUGGGCGCGCGAUGAAACCGGCGAAGCUUCUACAUUCUGUAAAUUGGAGGUUUACGCAGAUCCAGGCACUGGCGAUGUGCCGCCCACAUUUACGCGCAAUAUUAAGGAUACCUAUCAUGGUAAAAUACACGAACUGCAGCUGGAUGUGCAUGUGCGUGGUCUUCCUACACCGUCUGUUACUUGGGUAAAGGAUGGCGUUAAAGUCGAGUCGAGUGAAAAGUAUCAACAAAUUGACCAUGAUGAUGGUCUUUGCGAACUCUUCAUUAUAGAUCCGGUGCCGGCCGAUGGUGGUAAAUAUGUUUGCCAGGCAGAAAAUCGUGAAGGAAAAGCUGAAAUUAGUCAUAUUGUGACUGUUGAGCCGAGACGCAGGAGACCAGUUUCACCACCCAGGGAGGCUCGACCACCAGUAAAGCCUACAACAGAGGAAGAAGAGAAGGAGGGUGAGGAGAAGGAAGAGAAGAAAAAGAAGAAGAAGCAAAAGGAUGACGAAGAGGGCAGUGGAAGACGUGAGGCGCCCCCACCACCAGACCUAAAGAAAUAUCUGUAUCUACGCAACUUCUUAUCUAAUCGCACUGUUAAGGCUGGCAGCAACGUCAAGUGGAUGGUUAACAUCGAUGGACCCGAACCGACCGCCCGUUGGUUCCAUGGCGAACAACCAAUUACUUUCGGAGCAAAGAGUAAAAUGUCUUGUCAGGAUGGAAUCGCAUGGCUGAAUUUAAUAGGUGUUUCCGAGGAGGACGCUGGUGAAUAUAUAUUGCGUGUGAAAGGUUCGGAAAAUGAAGUUGUUAGCACUUGCCAACUUUUUGUCUACACUACCGGUAAAGAGGAGGUAGUAGCUCCUGUUUUCACAGUGGGCAUUAAAGACUCUUACUCUAUUAAUGAGAAUACAUUGGUGUUGGAUUGCCGUGUACGCGGUAAACCACGACCAGAUAUCCAAUGGAUGAAGGGAUCGGAUUUGCUUAACGAGGACGAGCGUUAUAACAUUCUUAACUCUGCUGACGGCUAUACUAAAUUGACAAUUAAUAAUCCAACCGAAAAAGAUUCCGGCCUUUAUGCCUGCGUAGCUCGCAAUGAGGCGGCAGAAAAUAAAAUUACUCACCAAGUCGAUUUUGUGGGACGAGAACGAUUUGCACUCGAAAAGACACAUGGUUACUUCCAUCGUGAUCCCAACAAGCCACAUUUUACAGUACCGUUAAGUAACCAAACAGUGUGUCCCGGCGGAACAGUUGCUAUUUCUGCGGAAUUCAUGAAAUCGUCCACACCAUUGGAGGUACAAUGGUUACGCAAUCGUCAAUCAGUUGCCGGCCAAGUUGGUAUAAAAACCUUCAUGGAAGGUGGCGUCUACACAUUGGCUAUACUGAAUGCACAACCCGAAGUGGAGGGCACAUACACAUGCCGCGCUUCGAAUGCCUUCGGGCGCAUUGAAUCGCACGUAAGUGUCGAUGUUGCAGCCGGAGCACCGAAAAAUGAAAGACCACCGCUCUUCUUAUCACGACCAGAGCCCGAGAUGAAAAUUUUAGUGGGCGAUCCAUUCUCGAUUUCGUUCCGUAUUGCAGGCGAACCGAAACCAAAAUUGACCUUCUUGAAGGGUACCAAGGAUAUUACCAAAUCCGAUAGAGUCAGUAAGGAAGCGUCGGACGAUUACACCAGAUUCACGGUGCAAAGCUCACAAAUCGCUGACUCGGGUACUUACUUUGUCGUUGCUCGCAAUAACUUCGGCACAGAUCGCGUAUUUGUGACCGUUGCGGUAAUGCCACGCGCACGCUCCGAAACGCCAACAUCGCCACGCUGGGGUCAGCGUCUCGAGAGUUUCCCUGACAUUUCUUAUUUCCGAGAUCCUCCAGGUCCAAUAUCCACGGAACCUUUGGUAGUCGAUUCUGGAUCCACACACAUCUCCCUCUCCUGGGGUAAGCCAGUGCGUGACAACUCGGCGCCCGUUAUUGCCUAUCGUAUUGAUGCUUGGAUUGUCGGACACGAAGGUGGCGCUAUUUGGAAGGAGUUGGGUCUGACACCUAUAAAUUCGUUUGAUGCCUUCAAUUUGAAACCUAAUGUCGAAUAUCACUUUCGUGUCACGCCCAAAAAUCGUUACGGUUGGGGUCCGUCGGUGCAGACAAGUAGUCCACUGCAGGUGGGAGGCGCCGAGUGCUUGCCAGAGUUUGUGAAAAUAUUACCUGGCCAGUUGAAGGCUUUGCUGGGCACCCAACUGGUGUUAGAAUGUACAGUACGGGGUGCGCCACGUCCACAUAUUGAUUGGUACAAGGAUGGUAUGCAUAUUAGUCCACUAGCCGAACGUAUCAGAAUUCGUCAGAUUGGUUCAACCUGCACGCUGAUCAUUGCGCCAGUCUCCGAGUUGGACGCAGGGCGUUAUACAUGCGAAGCAACCAAUUCCAAGGGUAGAGUCUCGACAUUUGCUCGCUUACAAAUUGUCAACGAUCCCAGGCUGUAUGAAGCCGAUACGAAACUAAAGGAAAUCGUUCACUCCACUGAUGUUGCACAUUCUGGUGACACCUUACCAAUAUUUACAAUGCGGUUACGAGAUCGACGCGUACAGAUGACUUAUCCUGUGCGUUUAACCUGCCAGGUUAUGGGUCAUCCCACACCAGAAAUUUUGUGGUACAAAGACGAUGAGCAAAUCGUAGAAAAUUGCCGCUAUCUUAUUACGAGUGAUGGUCAGUUCCAUACACUAGAGCUGGCUAGCACCGUGUUAGAUGAUAGUGGAAAUUAUACUUGCACCGCUAGAAAUGAGCUGGGUUCGGUAUCAUGCCACUGUUCGCUGGUCGUCGAUAAGGGCAUACGCGCUUACAUAUCACCUGAGUUCUACAUGCCGCUGGACCCAUUGUAUAUAUACCAAGAGGGACAAGAAAUACGACUAACCGCUAAGGUAGAGGCAUACCCAACCGUGGGAGUUUCUUGGCAUCGCAAUGGCGUUCGCUUGCGUCCCAGCAGGCGCAUAGGAGCCACUCUGGACUCUAAUGGUUUUGUUGAAUUGAUAAUCGCCGACGCUACGAUGCACGAUGCUGGCAUUUAUGUUUGCGUCGCUUCAAAUGCUGUCGGAAAGGUAGAAAGUAGCUGUCGCGUAGUAAUAGAAGAGCUCGACGAUGAUCAACAGCAGCAAGGACAACGUGGUAGCAGCCAGAUACCGGCUAUUGUAAAAAGUGAUUUACCAUAUUCCAAGGAGCCCAUGUUUGUUGUUAAACCACGUUCUAGCGAGGCAUAUGAAGGUGACACAGUAAUAAUAUUCUGUGAAGUUGUUGGCGAUCCAAAACCCGAAGUCGUAUGGCUGCGCGAUUUCCUGAAUCCGGAAUACUAUAAGGACGCUCCACACUUCCGACCCAUAGGCGACGGUCCGGAGUAUCGUCUGGAAAUACCUAGUGCCAAACUGGACUUCACCGGUACUUACUCAGUCAUAGCGAGCAAUUGUCAUGGUGAGGCAAAGGCUGUCAUAUCACUGCAAAUUUUCGCUAAAGAUAUUCUCAACAGAUCACCAAUGGAGAAAGGAUCUAUCCGGCAUGGCAAUGUGGAAACCUUCCCGCACUUCAUACGCCAUCUGCGUGAUUUGCGCUGCUGCGAUGGUGAUGCCAUAACCUUGGAAUGUCAUGUUGAGGCUUUGCCGGAGCCGAUAAUCAUAUGGGAGAAAGAUGGGCGUGUGCUUCCGAGUGGCAAAGAUUUCACAAUGUCCUACGACGGCAUUAAGGCCACACUGAGCAUACCACGUAUUUAUCCCGAGGAUGAAGGUGAGUUCACCUGCGUCGCUAAGAACAAUCUAGGACGAACACUCUCCUCGGCUUGUAUUAUUGUCGAUGUGCCUGAAGAGAAAGAGAACAUGUUAAACCGGCAGUUGUCGCGACCCAGCGGUCUACUCUCGGCCAACUCUACACCACGUUCAACUCCGCGCUCCACACCCAACCGUUGCUUCUCGCCGCGUCGUCUCUCUUAUCGUUCAUCGCAAAUCGAUCUGAGUGACGGUCGCAUCGGUAGUUAUCGGCGCGCUAUGUUGGACUCUCGUAGUUUGGCUGCGCCGAAAUUCUUAGCCAUUCCCCACAGCCGUGUCGUCGAGGAAGGUGACAAUGUGCGCUUCCAAUGUGCAAUUACCGGUCAUCCAACACCCUGGUCAACAUGGGACAAAGAAGGUAUGAUCGUUACACCCACUGCCCGCAUUGCUAUAAAAGAGGUGGAUGAUUUGCGUUUCCUGGAAAUUGACGAAGUCACUUUCGAUGAUGCCGGUCUGUACCGUAUUACCUUGGAGAAUGACUAUGGGCGCAUUGAAGCAACGGCGCGUUUAGACGUAAUUAGCCGUUCGCGCUACUCCCGCUCCCCUUCCGCGCGCGGUGUUCGUGCGAGUUCAUCAAAGCGCAAUGCGCAUCUACGCAGACGUAUUAUGGGACCAUCGACAGCAAUAGGCGGUCGCAUGGCCCUGGCUACUGGCUAUCGCGGCUCUUCGGUGCCGUCUUGCAAAUUCUAUCACAACGGCACUGAACUGGACGAAGAUGAUGAACGUGUGCAAAUUGUGGUGAACGAACAUGAAGCCCUGCUGUGUAUAGACAAUGUGACCGAGGAAAAUGAGGGACUCUACACAUGUAUCAUUCAGUGUGAUAAUGAACCGUUGACCACAAGCACUUGGGUGACAUUUGAAGCAACAGAGAGUGCUGCAUUGGCAGCACGUCUAAAGGAACCCCGUAUUUCUCGUGCUCUCCCCGCGGAAAUUCAAGCGAGUGAACGCGAAACUGUAGACUUGCGCUUUGAGUUGGAUUGCCAUGAACCGUACACCUAUACGUGGACGCGUAAUGGUGAAGUGUUGAUCGAUGAUGACGAUUUCAAUCAAAUCGACCAUGGUAACGGUAUACUCUCUCUACGCAUAAACGACGCAUUUGACUUAGACUCCGGGGAGUACGCGUGUGACGUACGUACUGCCAGCGGCCUGAACUGCAGCACAGCUUGUCUGCUGAGCGUUGACGAGAGUGACGAUGAGGGCGAGUCUGUGUUGUUGCAGCCUCACGGGCAGCCAAUACUGUUGAAAUCGCCGCUGCCGGUGCUGACGAACGCCGGUGCCGACGAAGUGACCUUUUGUGCGCGUGUUCAUCCACCUGAAGCCCGCGUCCAAUGGUUUGUCGGCGGUCGUGAAAUCGUCGCUGACAACGCUGAUGAAGAAAACGUCAAUGACUCACUCGUUGGGGAAAUAACAAAGCAGUUUGGCGCGACGCAAGUCACCAACGAACCGGAUGGUGUCCGCAUACUACGCAUACAGAACGUCCAGCCGCAUCACUGUGGCGAAGUGCAAUUGAGCGUCAAACAUUGCGGCAAGUCGAGUUCGACGUUACGCGCUUACACCAGCCUGAUUGUGCUGCCAGGACGUGCAUCCCUGCAAGUCGACUCCACACAAGCCACGAGUGACGCUGAUAAGACGAUUGCAACUCUAAACGGAGCCGAGUUGGAGGUACCUGCAUGCAUUUUGGAGGGUCCUCAGGAUUGUACCGCUCUUAUUGGUGGCAGCGUUAAGCUGAGCGUCUGCUUCGAGGCUGCGCCGCGUGCUCAGGUCAGCUGGUACAAAGGGUGCCGUCCGAUUGUUGAGCAGCGCAACAUUUCCAUACGCAGCAGCGCCAAGCGCUCAACGCUGCUCAUAACCGACAUAGCGGCAGAUGAUAGUGGCAAAUACACGGUGGAGAUUAUGAAUGAGUUGGGCAGCGAUGCAGCCGCGGCCUCGGUGGCGGUGGAAGGACCGCCAGAUUCCCCCAGCGGCAAACCGAGCAUUUCACAAGGUCCCGAUCGCAUUGCGGUCGCUUGGUGUGGCCCACCCUACGAUGGUGGCUGCAUGAUAACCGGCUUUAUCAUUGAAAUGCAGCAAGUACCUGCCGAAGCGAUUGAUGAGACAGACAAAUUGGCUGGUGGCGAAAGCGGUUGGCACGAAAUCGCUACCGUUGUGGACUCAUUAGCGUACACUGUGAAGAAUUUGACACCGAGUGCCACAUACCGAUUUCGUGUACGCGCCAAAAAUGUACAUGGCUGCAGCACACCCAGUUUGCCCAGCGAUCCGGUUGAGUUGCAAGCCCAAGAAAUCUCAACAGAAGAUUUCCACCGACCGAUCUGUGUUAAGUCAGGUGGCGACUUCAAAAGUCGCUUCGAAAUACUCGAUGAAUUGGGCAAGGGUCGCUUUGGAGUCGUCUAUCGAGUGCAAGAACGUGAAGAAUCGAAACAAAUUCUUGCGGCAAAGGUGAUUAAAUGCAUUAAGGCGCAAGAUCGACAAAAAGUAAUGGAAGAGAUUUCCAUUAUGAAAUCAUUACAACACCCGAAAUUACUGCAACUCGCCGCCUCAUUUGAGAGUGCACGCGAAAUUGUUAUGGUGAUGGAGUACAUCACUGGUGGUGAGCUCUUUGAACGCGUCGUCGCGGACGAUUUUACGCUGACCGAACGAGAUUGCAUACUCUUCCUCCGGCAAGUGUGCGAAGGUGUCGCCUACAUGCACACACAAUCGAUCGUACACUUGGACCUUAAGCCCGAGAACAUUAUGUGCCACACGCGCACCAGCCAUCAAAUCAAGAUCAUCGAUUUCGGUUUGGCGCAACGCCUAAACACGAACACACCGGUGCGCGUGCUCUUCGGCACACCCGAAUUCAUACCGCCCGAAAUAAUUAGUUAUGAGCCAAUCGGCUUUCAGUCGGAUAUGUGGAGUGUAGGCGUCAUUUGUUAUGUGCUCUUAUCUGGCUUAUCGCCGUUCAUGGGUGAUACCGAUGUCGAUACUUUCUCGAAUAUUACACUCGCCGACUACGACUUCGACGAUGAAGCCUUCGAUUGUGUUUCCCAGGAGGCAAAGGACUUCAUAUCGAAUUUGUUGGUGCAUCGCAAAGAAAACCGCCUGACAGCCAAACAAUGCUUAGAGUCAAAGUGGCUGACCCAGGCACAUGAUGAGAACCUCAGCAAUAAAAUUUGCACAGAUAAACUAAAAAAAUUCAUUAUACGACGCAAGUGGCAGAAAACCGGCAAUGCUAUACGCGCUUUGGGCCGCAUGGCCACGCUAUCCGCUUCCAGACGCAACUCUGCCGUUUCCGGCGCCGGUAGUUUGCCCAACAGUCCACGUCCCUCAAUAUCAGGCAUUCAUCAUAUGUUCAGUCCGCAUACAACCGUGCAGAUGGGUUCGCUGCACGAAGAAGACGACGACUUCAGCAUCGAGCUACCGAACCAGACUACACUCGAACAACAGCGACGCAUACAAAAGACGUUGAAGGUGCGUGACAAAUCGCAGUGCAGCGAGCGCAGUGAUUCCGGUUACAGCGAGUGCUCGAAUUGCAGUGUGGGUGGGAAUAUGUCAUGCCAUUGCACCGCCGCUGGGUCUGCUGUGCAGGUAAUAGUCCAGCACAGUGCUGUGGAUGAACUGCAAUCAGCAAAUGCGGAGGCAACGCUGUCUCUGGGCAUACCGCAUGAUGUGCUCAAGACAAAAUUAGAGGAAAUCGCGCAGCAUGGCGACACCAUAUGCAAAACAAGUCGUAAGCGUGAUGCGUUGAGAAAUGCAGCGGAAUUGGAAUUGGAAAACUCGGCAUUGCCACAUUUGGUUGAGCAAAAUAAUGAGUCUAUCAGCUCUUUAGAGCACCAUAUGCGCCAAAUAAGUUUGCAACCAUCAAAGUCAGUGACAGCGAGUAAAGAUACGGGAGGGAAUAUUGAACACAUACAGGUGCUAAAAGAGCAUGAGAUUGCUCAUAAAAUUGAUGAAACGUUAUCGCUCUCAAUGCCGCUUAGUUCGACCACGCAAGCUGGGUCAUCAGACCCGACAACAGUGUUGGCAUCACCACCACUACGUGAACCCAUAAUGCGCUCAGAUUUCACGAACACCAUAAAGAUGCGUAAGAAAUCGCUGGAGAACAAUGCGCUACGUGAGAAGCCUAAAGCACAGUCUAAACCGAUAUACGAAGCGGCGGGCAAGGUGUCACAGCUGAAGAAUAAGUUCAAUUUGGCCUCCAGUACCGGUGGCGGCAAAGGUGUAAAUGCUAAAUUGGCGCCCACACAAACUUCACCGCUACCCAAGAGAGACCGCGAACAUAAGAAAGAAUUUUUCGCCGCUAGAAGCUUCGCCUGCGAUAACCAAACUAGCGGAACAAGUGCCACAACGAAAUCAACGAAUUCAACAUUACAACAACAACAACCAAUACAGCAAAAAUAUCAUCCAAAACAAUGCUCUUCCAUGCCCAACUCACCGCUGCUUGGACGCUCAACAGCGACGCUUCGGUUAAGCGGGCGCGUACGCGAGGCGACCGAGCGCUUGUCUCAACAGCAAACAGUCGCCACCAGCGCGCGACGCACGGAGGCACGACGUUAGGCGGCACCAAAAGAACCAACAACAACGGUUUAAAUGAAAGGCACUCCCGAUCCAUGCCGCUUAAAGCAGCGUAAACCGGUUGAGGCGCACGUGUGGAAAGAAAAACAUAAGUCACUUUCUCAUACGGCAUACAGUUAUGGCAUGUAAACAUCACGUGUAAUAUCAAUAACGCUAAUACGCGCCAUCGUGUUGCUCAUCCGUAUUUGUGUUGCUGCUGACCUCGCGUUGUCCUCGGCUAGCCUCACAUCUCAUAUGAUUGCAUCUAAAUAGCGUUGG